Messenger RNA from Cinclus cinclus, 3138 nucleotides. It is a transcript of the gene GPHN, whose product is annotated as gephyrin. Gene Ontology annotation, molecular function: molybdopterin molybdotransferase activity. Gene Ontology annotation, cellular component: dendrite; cytoplasm; postsynaptic membrane. NCBI's taxonomy places the organism in Eukaryota, Metazoa, Chordata, Aves, Passeriformes, Cinclidae. The record is from RefSeq and is a predicted model, not a curated record. The transcript has 25 exons. The coding region runs from base 1 to 2370 and encodes 789 amino acids. Gene Ontology annotation, biological process: Mo-molybdopterin cofactor biosynthetic process; postsynaptic neurotransmitter receptor diffusion trapping; glycine receptor clustering.
AUGGCGUCGGAGGGGAUGAUCCUGACGAACCACGACCACCAGAUCCGCGUCGGCGUCCUCACAGUGAGUGACAGUUGCUUCAGGAACCUUGCCGAGGAUCGUAGUGGGAUAAACCUUAAAGAUCUGGUCCAAGACCCUUCUUUGUUGGGUGGGACUAUAUCUGCAUACAAGAUAGUGCCAGAUGAAAUAGAAGAAAUCAAGGAGACGCUGAUAGAUUGGUGUGAUGAAAAGGAACUUAAUUUGAUUUUAACAACUGGAGGAACAGGGUUUGCACCACGAGAUGUCACUCCAGAGAAAUUCCCAACAUUCCCAUUAUGUGGGCUCCAGAGAGGGGCCACUAAAGAAGUAAUAGAGCGAGAAGCCCCGGGGAUGGCCCUGGCAAUGCUGAUGGGAUCACUUAAUGUUACACCUCUGGGCAUGCUCUCUAGGCCUGUGUGUGGAAUCAGAGGGAAAACUCUCAUAAUUAAUCUUCCAGGUAGCAAGAAAGGGUCACAGGAAUGCUUUCAGUUUAUACUGCCAGCCCUACCUCAUGCCAUUGAUCUUUUGCGAGAUGCCAUUGUAAAAGUAAAGGAGGUGCACGAUGAGCUUGAAGAUCUACCUUCACCACCACCUCCUCUUUCUCCUCCUCCAACCACCAGCCCUCACAAACAGACAGAAGAUAAAGGAGUACAGUGUGAGGAAGAGGAGGAAGAGAAGAAGGAUAGCGGAGUUGCCUCAACAGAGGACAGUUCUUCUUCACAUAUAACAGCAGCAGCCAUUGCAGCUAAGAUUCCAGAUUCCAUCAUCUCUCGUGGUGUUCAGGUUCUCCCACGUGAUACAGCCUCCCUCAGUACUACUCCUUCAGAAUCUCCUCGUGCCCAAGCCACCUCUCGCCUCUCCACUGCAUCCUGCCCAACACCAAAACAAAUUAGACGGCCGGAUGAAAGCAAAGGAGUUGCUAGUAGAGUUGGAUCCCUCAAACUCCACUAUAGGUUGGAAGGGCUUAAAGAUGAACUGAGGAGGAAUAGAGGCUACAACUCGAGAGUCCAAUCUAGGUGCAGCAGCAAGGAGAACAUCCUUAGAGCAAGUCACAGUGCUGUUGACAUUACCAAGGUAGCAAGAAGACAUCGCAUGUCUCCAUUCCCAUUGACAUCUAUGGACAAGGCCUUCAUCACAGUUCUGGAGAUGACCCCAGUGCUUGGAACAGAAAUCAUCAAUUACAGAGAUGGAAUGGGGCGAGUCCUUGCUCAAGAUGUGUAUGCAAAAGAUAAUCUACCACCAUUUCCAGCGUCAGUAAAAGAUGGUUACGCUGUCAGAGCUGCUGAUGGUCCAGGAGAUCGAUUCAUCAUAGGGGAAUCCCAGGCUGGUGAACAGCCAACUCAGACUGUGAUGCCUGGUCAGGUAAUGCGUGUUACAACUGGUGCUCCAAUUCCAUGUGGUGCUGAUGCAGUGGUGCAAGUGGAAGAUACAGAGCUCAUCAGGGAAUCAGAUGAUGGCACUGAAGAACUAGAAGUUCGAAUUCUGGUGCAAGCUCGACCGGGCCAAGACAUCAGACCCAUAGGACAUGACAUUAAAAGAGGUGAAUGUGUGCUGGCAAAAGGAACCCAUAUGGGUCCCUCUGAGAUUGGCCUCUUAGCAACUGUUGGAGUAACUGAAGUAGAAGUUAACAAGUUUCCAGUGGUUGCAGUAAUGUCAACAGGGAAUGAGCUGCUGAAUCCUGAGGAUGACCUCUUGCCAGGAAAGAUUCGGGACAGUAACCGUUCAACUCUCCUAGCUACAAUCCAAGAACAUGGCUAUCCAACAAUCAACUUGGGAAUUGUGGGUGAUAACCCAGAUGAUUUACUGAAUGCACUGAAUGAGGGUAUCAGCCGUGCUGAUGUGAUCAUUACAUCAGGAGGAGUAUCUAUGGGGGAAAAGGACUAUCUUAAACAGGUGCUGGAUAUUGAUCUUCACGCACAGAUUCACUUUGGCAGAGUUUUUAUGAAACCUGGCCUGCCAACAACUUUUGCGACUCUGGAUAUUGAUGGCGUAAGAAAAAUAAUCUUUGCGCUCCCAGGCAAUCCUGUGUCAGCUGUCGUCACCUGCAAUCUCUUUGUUGUUCCUGCACUGAGGAAAAUGCAGGGUAUCCUGGAUCCUCGGCCCACCAUCAUCAAAGCCAGGUUAUCAUGUGAUGUAAAAUUGGACCCCCGCCCAGAAUAUCAUCGGUGCAUUCUGACUUGGCAUCACCAAGAACCACUACCUUGGGCACAGAGUACAGGGAAUCAGAUGAGCAGUCGUCUGAUGAGUAUGCGCAGUGCCAAUGGACUGUUGAUGCUACCUCCAAAGACAGAGCAGUAUGUGGAGCUUCACAAGGGGGAGGUGGUGGAUGUCAUGGUCAUUGGAAGGCUAUGAUGUCACCAGCAAGAGCGAAGCUUUGAUGCAUGUCCACAUAUCAUUGACUGUAUCCUGUAAUAUGCAACGGCACAGCUAGUUUUUCCGAUUUGGAUAAAAGUUGAUCAGUAUAGUCAACAUCUUGAAAUAUAUUUCAAAUGGAAUUUAAAUAAAUACCUUUUAAAAAAAAAACUUUAAAACAAAUCUUAACAAAGAAAUUUAUUCUGAUUAUAUCAAAGCAACUUUUUCCUUUUCUUGCAAUUGCUUUGUGUGUUCAAUGCUAGUUCUGAUAGCGGUAGCUUUUAGUAGACAGCAGUAGGUGCCUGCAGAACUUGUGUUUUUUCUCAUCUUUAAGAUACAACUACUUACGCUCUUAAAACAAGGCUGUCUGCUUAUUUAUACUAGCGUAGACAACACUUGGAUUUCCCUUAUUAGUAUGCUUCAUAACCGCUUCACAGAGAGCUUCUGCUUGUUCUUUAUCUUGUAUCUCGUGUUGAUGUGCACAGUGCCAAAAGCAGAGUGGCUGCACUGGGAACCCAAUGAAGCCCCGAGGUUUUCUCACCUCGCCGUGCAUUCAGGGAUGUCUCUUGUCCCAGCAGCCACCCAGCUCAGUACUCUUGGGCAGUAACUGGAUACCUUUUAUUUCAACAAACAAAAAAAUUGCUUCCUUAAGUGCUGACAGCCUUUUUAACCAAUACAUUUAAAAAUGUACAGAACUAAAAACUAAAAAAAAUCAAAGACUGAUCUUGUACAGAUAUUAGUGUUACCAGCAUUCGUGUGGAAAUUAAA